This is a messenger RNA of Ostertagia ostertagi, 267 nucleotides long. NCBI's taxonomy places the organism in Eukaryota, Metazoa, Nematoda, Chromadorea, Rhabditida, Trichostrongylidae. The record is from the annotation of a GenBank genome assembly.
AUGUGCGCAAGUAUUUCAAAGGUGCUGAAAGCUUCACUCGCCGACGACGUCCAGAAAAGCGAUAGGUUCGCCGUACAAGGCAUGGCUCUGCUCACAUCCGUGCACAUUCUCGCCGACACCUAUGACAAUGACUUCUGGGAUAUCUUCGAGAAGUUCCUGGAGAAGCGCAAGCCACUAACUGCUGACCAGAAGGCUGCGCUUGAUGCGAUGGGCACAAGAUUCAACGAUGAAGCUCAGAAGCAAUGGCCGUGCCUUCGGACUUCCUAA